GAACUCUGAGGCAAGAAGUCAGAAAGCUCAGCAAGUGCUCCUGAACUGUAAAGCUAGAACUGCACUUUGUACUCACUACCUCUGGACGCUACUGGAAUGAUUGUAUCAAGCUUUGUGUUUUUAGCUCUGCUGGUUGUUUCACAAGCAGCAAACCAAUGCUGCUCUAACCCCUGUCAGAACAGAGGUAUUUGCAUGACUGUUGGCACUGACAGAUAUGAAUGUGAUUGCACACGAACAGGAUACUAUGGGCAGGACUGUGCCACACCUGAAUUUCUUACCUGGUUAAAAGUAACCCUAAAACCCGCCCCGAAUACUGUUCAUUAUAUCCUCACCCACUUCAAAAGUAUAUGGAACAUCAUCAACAAUAUUUCAUUCUUGAGAGAUGCUAUUAUGAGAUAUGUGUUAACAUCACGGUCACACCUGAUUGACAGCCCACCGACAUAUAACAGCCACUAUGGAUACAAAAGCUGGGAGGCAUAUUCCAAUUUGUCCUAUUAUACCAGAGCUCUGCCCCCUGUUGGUGACGACUGUCCAACUGCAAUGGGAGUGAAAGGACACAAGGAGCUUCCAAAUGCCAAUUUGAUUGUAGAAAAAUUCCUUCUGAGAAAGAAAUUCAUCCCCGAUCCUCAGGGUACCAAUAUGAUGUUUGCUUUCUUUGCACAACAUUUUACCCACCAGUUCUUUAAGACAGACACCAAGAAAGGAGCAGCUUUCACCAAAGCUCUUGGCCAUGGGGUUGAUUUAAAUCAUAUAUAUGGAGAAAGUUUAGAAAGACAACAUAAACUGCGUCUUAAGAUGGGUGGAAAACUAAAAUACCAGAUCUUUGAUGGGGAAAUGUAUCCUCCAACAGUGAAAAACACAGACGUUGAAAUGAUGUAUCCGCCACACGUUCCUGAACAUCUUCGCUUUGCUGUGGGUCAAGAAGUUUUCGGGCUGGUACCAGGCUUGAUGAUGUACGCUACCAUUUGGUUGAGGGAACACAACCGGGUUUGUGAUGUUCUCAUGAAAGAGCAUCCAGAGUGGGAUGAUGAACGGUUGUUUCAGACUGCACGACUUAUUUUGAUUGGCGAGACUAUAAAAAUAGUUAUUGAGGACUAUGUACAACACCUCAGUGGCUACAAUUUCAAGUUGAAGUUUGAACCACAGUUGUUGUUCAACCAGAGGUUCCAGUACCAGAACAGAAUUGCAGCAGAAUUUAAUACCCUUUAUCACUGGCACCCUCUACUUCCUGACAGUUUCCAUAUUCACCAAAAGGAAUAUAGCUACCAACAGUUUCUCUACAACAACUCUGUCUUGCUAGAACAUGGAAUUUCUCACAUGGUUGAAUCCUUCACCAAACAAAUUGCAGGAAGGGUUGCUGGAGGCAGAAAUGUACCUGCUGCUGUGGCAAGAGUAGCUUUGGCAUCUAUUGAACAGAGCAGAGAGAUGAGAUAUCAGUCAAUGAAUGAAUAUAGGAAACAUUUUUCCCUAAAGCCUUUCCGAUCAUUUGAAGAACUAACAGGAGAAAAAGAAAUGUCAGCUGAGCUAGAAAAACUUUAUGGUGACAUUGAUGCAAUGGAACUCUAUCCUGGACUUCUGGUGGAGCAACCAAGACCUGGAGCUAUUUUUGGAGAGACCAUGGUAGAACUUGGAGCACCAUUCUCCUUGAAAGGUCUUAUGGGGAAUGCUAUUUGCUCUCCUGAAUAUUGGAAACCCAGUACUUUUGGUGGGAAUGUGGGUUUUGAGAUUGUGAACACAGCUUCCCUACAAAAGUUAAUCUGCAACAAUGUAAAAGAUUGUCCUUAUACUUCAUUCAAUGUGCCCAAAAAUAGACCUACUGAUAAUGAAUCUGUAAAUGUAAGCUCCAACUCUGCAAUGGGAGAUGUAAACCCAACACUACUAUUGAAAGAGCAGCAUUCCUCAGAACUUUAAAUUAUUUUAUAAACAUUUUACCACUAUGGACCAACCUUACUGAUAUGUCUUCACCUUAAUAUGAAAACAUCUUGUCAUAUUUUGAAAUCAUAGUGCUACAUUGUAUCUUCUAGUUACAAAGAGAGGCACUUUGGACCAAAGCUUUAUGAAUAGGAUUCUAUUCUUUUAUUACUUGAAAAAUGAAAA
Messenger RNA from Bombina bombina (fire-bellied toad), 2097 nucleotides. It is a transcript of the gene PTGS2, whose product is annotated as prostaglandin-endoperoxide synthase 2. The transcript has 10 exons. The record is from RefSeq and is a predicted model, not a curated record. NCBI's taxonomy places the organism in Eukaryota, Metazoa, Chordata, Amphibia, Anura, Bombinatoridae. Gene Ontology annotation, cellular component: neuron projection; cytoplasm. Bases 97 to 1911 code for a protein of 604 amino acids. Gene Ontology annotation, biological process: response to oxidative stress; cyclooxygenase pathway. Gene Ontology annotation, molecular function: oxidoreductase activity, acting on single donors with incorporation of molecular oxygen, incorporation of two atoms of oxygen; heme binding; prostaglandin-endoperoxide synthase activity.